Molecule: messenger RNA, 1119 nt
Organism: Nerophis lumbriciformis (worm pipefish)
Lineage: Eukaryota; Metazoa; Chordata; Actinopteri; Syngnathiformes; Syngnathidae
Source: RefSeq, a predicted model, not a curated record
AUGGCAAACAGCAGCGAGUUCGGGGAAAGCGGUCCAUCCUUCCAGAACUACGCAUCCGCCACGGCUUCGGCUUUCAAACUCGCAUCGCUGGCUCUCAUCACAGGAGCAAGCUUGCUGGGCAACGCGGUGCUUUGCGUGCUUCUGCUAAAGGACAGCUCGCUGCACAGAGCUUCGUACUAUUUCCUACUGGAUCUGUGCCUGGCUGAGGUGCUUCGUUCCGCCGUGUGUUUCCCCUUCGUGAUGGUUUCCAUCGGCAGCGGCUCGGCGUGGCCGUACAGCACGCUCAGCUGCAAACUAGUCGCCUUCGCCUCGGUGCUCUUCUGCUUCCACGUCGCAUUCCUGCUCUUCUGCGUCAGCGUCACCCGCUAUAUGGCCAUCGCCCAUCACAGGUUCUACUCCAAGCGGAUGAACGUGUGUACGUGCGUGGCGGUCAUCUGCAUGGUGUGGACACUCUCCGCGGCCAUGGCGUUUCCCCCGGUGUUCGGCGUGGGAACGUACCGCUACGUCCGCGAGGAGGAUCAAUGCAUAUUCGAGCACCGCUACGUGAAGGCGAACGACACGCUGGGCUUCGUGUUAAUGCUGGCCGUCAUCGUGGGGGCGACCCACGCUGUUUACAUGAAGAUGCUGUGCUUUGUUUAUAAUCACCGUAAAAUGAAACCCACGCAACUCGUCCCGGCCAUCAGUCAGAACUGGACCUUCCACGGUCCCGGAGCCACAGGGCAGGCUGCUGCCAACUGGAUGGCCGGAUUCGGCAGAGGACCCACCCCACCGACGCUUGUGGGCGUCAGACAAGCGGCGCACGCCGGCCACAGGCGACUGCUGGUCCUGGAUGAGUUCAAAACGGAGAAACGAAUCGGGAAGAUGUACUACAUGAUCACAUUGACUUUUUUAAUUCUUUGGACACCUUACUUAUGCACCUGCUACAUGAGAAUAUUUGUGAGGGGAAUCUCCAUCCCUCAGCUCUACUUGUCUGCAGCAGUGUGGAUGACAUUUGUUCAGGCAGGGGCGAAUCCCAUUAUCAGCUUCCUGUUCAACAAGGAGCUCCGGAUGCGUUUCAGAGGCUGUUUGCUAUGUUGCUUGGGCACACAAACCCCAAUGCAGCCACUUUGUGUUAUCUGA